UCAUUAGUGGCUCUCACACUCCUCCAAGUGCAAGUGGGGAAGUUCAAAGUCAUUCUUUUACGCCACUAUCCAUUCUACAACUUUUGUGUAUAGUUAUUGUUCGCUAAUAGGAAGCUAGGGUUGUGAUGACUUUUUAUUAGAUGAGUUGACCUAGUGUAAAAUCAAAACAAGGGUAUAAUUGUCAUUAUGAAAAAUAUGUUUAAAUAAUAAUAAAAAAAAAUAAAAAUAUUUUUUUAUUUUCGGCCCAAAAUUUUGGUCGUCGAAAUUCUGCCACCGGUCGCCGAAAAAUGCUCGCUGGUCACCGGAAUAUGCUUUUUGUCGCCGGAAUAUGCUAUUUUUAUCAUCGGAAUAUGGCACCGUCGCCGGAAUAUGCUCACCGCGGUCGGAAUAUGCUUACCGGUGUAGGAAUCUAGUCAUCGGGGCCGGAAUAUGCCUAUCGGCAUCGGAAUCUACUGACGGUCAUCGGAGUUCGGUCAACGAACUUCGUUGGCCGGUCAACGGUCAACGACCACCGGAUGUAUGGUCUACAUUGUGAGAUUUAUGGUUUGGUUUCUCAUAUUUUCGUAUGCCUUUUGUGGUUUGCUUUAUCGUGUUUGUGGUUUGCAUUGAGAAGUUUCUGGUUUGUUUUAUCGUGUUUGUGGUUUGCAUUGAGAAGUUUCAGGUUUGCUUUCAAAAAUUUUGUGGUUUGCAUUGAGGGGUUUUUGGUUUGUUUUAAUAUAUUUGUGGUCUGCAUUAGGACGUUUAUGGUUUGCUUUUUUGUGGUUUGAUUUACUGUGUUUGUGGUUUGUAUUAGGAGGUUUCUGGUGUGCUUCGCAAAUGUUGUGGUUUGCUUUGUGAGGUUUGUGGUUUGUUUUAGGAGAUUUGUGGUAUGCAUUAGGAGGUUUCUAGUUUGCAUUAAGAAGCAACUGGUGUGCUUUCGAAACUUUUGUAGUUUGCUUUGCGAGGUUUCUGGUUUGUUUUAAUAUAUUUGUGGUCUGCAUUAGAACGUUUUUUUGUUUGCUUUACCUUGUUUGUGGUUUGCAUUUAGAAUAAUGUAUGGUUUGUUUUCGGAAUGCAAACCACAAACACUUUUAUUAUUGUCUUCUACAUGUAGCUUCUGUAAAUGUGCAAGAGAGAUGAUGCCAUAAAGAUACAAAUAAGAGGCCAUUAUUAGUGUCUUCUAUAUGUAAUUCUGAACAUAUAAUGUAUAUCCUUGUCGUUUCUUAGGCUGCUUAUACAUAUAAAUGGCAUCGGCGGCGGGAUCUUCAUGAUCGUCAGCUUAUAGAAGUUUGGACUGGUAAUUUUAGAGAGAGAGAGAGAGAGCGAGAGUACUAUUGUUGAAGAAAUGGAAGCAGGAGGAAGAAUGGAAUUCGAGGAUCAACCAGAGCUUCACCAAGAAGAAGACGAAGAGGAAGAAGAACAUGAAGACGAAGAAGAGGCCGAUGAAAUGGAGAGGUUAGGUCCGACGGGGGCGACUCACGAUUUGGUAGGAAAUAACAACAUUAAUGCUAUUGAUAGUCCCUCCAGCUCCCGACCAAAAACAAGCACCGCUACCGGCGCACAUCAACAAACGUCGGCGGCAGCGGCGGGGACACCGACGAGGAGCAAAUACAGAGAGGGCCUCGAGCGGGGUUUUCGAGCUGAUGUGGCGCGCCACCUCGUCCUCGGCGGGGGAGAUGUAGACGGCGGUGGCGAGGAACCAAGCGAUGGUGGUGUCGAAUGCGUACUUGAGCAUGCCGAGCUCGUCGGCAAGGGGGAAAGUUUCGGUGCCAAAGAUGUCGACGACGAGGGCGGUGGGCGGGGUGGGCAGGGCGGAGAUUGCGGAGCGGAGGUUGGGGAUGGAGUGGCGCAUCAUGGCGAGGAGCUUGGUGACGAUGUGGUCGGAGGGCUGGACGUGGUGCGAGAAGUCAGCGGCCGGGAGGGGAACGAUGGAGAUGUUGGUGAUGGUUGCGGGGCAGGAUUUGAGGAGGGAGUAGGUGGCGGCGGUCGUCGGUGGCGACGACGAAGAUUGGUGUCUCCGCCUCCGUCGCGGGCAUUUUGGGGGAGAGAGGGCCUGAGAUGGCGACGAUGAGAUCUGAAUGGGAGAGAGGGUGAAAUAAUUUUUUUUAUUAUGUUUAUUGUCAUUUACAGUUAUGCCCUUGUUGUUAUAAUUCUAGUUAAAAUAAAAGGGGUGUUGUUAUUCUAUCCUGUCCCCUUGUUUGCUAGGUUUUCAUCUAUGAUUUUUUUGCAUAAAUCAUCGCAUUUGCCCACCAUUUUGCAGCCCAUCUCGAAAUACUGUUGGCAGGAUUCUAAAUUGUUCCCCACCAUCGUUUCCCAAGGCAGCUACCACAAGUUUUGUAUCAUGACCGAGUUUCAACCUCGUUAGUGUUUUUCUUUUUCCUUUUUGUUGAGCAUGAUCACAAUUGAACCCAAUGUCGCUAUCGAAAAUCCAUACUAUAUUUACUCAAUGUUGGCGAGUUUUGUAUCGGGACCGAGUUUCGUUCACUUUAGUGUUUUUUUCUUUCACUUUUUCCUUUUUGUUGAGCAUGAUCACAAUUGGACCCAAAAUCCAUGGGUAUCCAACCUAAUUCGAUCCGAUCAAAGGGACUUGAAACGUACUUUAGCAUUCAUAAAUUUCUCUAUUUUUCUUCUUUUGGUUGGGUUGACAAUUGAACCCGAAUCUAAGGUUUUGAUGAGUGUUGUAUUGUGAGCGAGUUUUAUCCGCUUUUGUAGUUGGCAUGUUGGACCAAGUGUUAAUUUGUUAAAAAAUUGCUCAAAGUGAGUUGAACACAUUGUUGACCAGUUUUAGAGCGAAAGUGAGUUUUGUACGCUUUAAUGUUUUUUUAUUUCUCUUUUUCCUCUUCGUUGAGAAUGACAAUGGAACUUUAACCCAUUGUUGACACAUUUCGUAUUGAGAGCGAGUUUUAUCUACGUUUGUAAUUGACAGGUUGCGUAAAUUGUGAAUUUGUUACAACUGGGUCGACCCGGUCAAAGCUAGUUUAACGCAGAGUUGAGAGUUUGGGGUCAUGAGGGAGUUUUAUUCAUUUUAGUUUUUUUUUAUCUUUAGGUUGAGAAUGACAAUUGAGUUCAAACGCAUGGGUAUACAACCGAAUUCGACCCGACCAAAGCAACUUGACCCGAUUUUACAGGUUUUCGGCGGUAGCGAGUUUUAUCCGUUUUUGUAAUUGGCAUGUUGUGUCAGGUGUGAAUUUGUCCAAAACUCGGUCCAACCAGGUCAAAGUGAGUUGAACAUGGUGUUGACGAGUUUUGAGUCGGUUGCGAGUUUUAGAUUUAGUGUUUUUCAUUUUGCCUUUUCCCUUUUGUUUGAGAAAGACAAUUGAACCCAAAUCCAUGGGUAUCCAACCUAAUUUGAUCCGAUCAAUGCGAGUUGAACCUACUCAAACCUGCAAUCAGUCCAAAAAUUUCAUAAAGGAGAACCACGAUUACCUCAAACCAAAAGAGUACGACUAUGUUUGGCUCGAAUUUUAGAAGUUUUAUGUUUCCAAUGUUGAAGCCAAGCCAAACACCUCUAAAGUUUCGCUUUUAAAAAACUGAAGUUUUUCGUAACUUGGAAGCAGAAGUUCCGAUUUGAAAAUACAAAAUUGUACUUACCAUAUAUUAUUCUUUUUCUAGAAAAAAUAAUUUUCUUUCAUUUAUAUCAUUAUAAAAAAUAAAUUAAAAAUAGUAUUAUUUAAUAUGAAUAAAUCUAACGUGAUAUAUUUUAAAUAUUUUUUUAUUUUUAGAAUUUGCAUUCAUAUUUUAUGAUAGAAAUCGUUUUAGUCAUUUUACAUUACCUCUUAUAUUAGAAAGUAAUUAUGAUAGUUUUUCAGCUAAGCACUCAACAGUUUUUUUUUAAUACUUCUUGAAAAGAUCCAGAGAACUUGCUUCAUUCUCCAAAAAUUACAAAAUGAUCAAUUACUAGUCAUACAAAUUGAAACAUUAGCGUCAUGAAAGAAGUUUAAACAUAAAUAAUCUAUUUGACGACCCUUCUACCUUAUAAAAGUUCAUCGACUAUAUGCUAUUGUAAAUAACAAACCUAUGAUAAGAAUGAAAUAAGAUUACUUUCACUUAUGGGUCAACAUUAAAACUAUUACUCUUUAAAAUAUUUAUUUUUCUAAUACGCGAAGCGAUAGCGAGCGGGCUUUUGCUAGUAAUAAUAAUUCAUAUAUAAAAGCCUAACAUUAAGGUUACUAUUCAUUAGUAGCCCCCAAACUUCUCCAAGUGCAAAUGGGCAACCUUUAUGUGUUUGUUUUUCUUCACUCACAUAUCAUUCUCCUAAGUCCUAAGUCUCUAAAAUUUGGAGAACCUCCUAUUACCCCACUCUCUCAUUUCAUACCAUUUGUUUCAACUUUUGUCCAUUAGGUUUGCACAAUCUAAUGUCCAUUUACUCAAAUCUCUCUCAAGUGUCUUCUUUUACCCAACUCUUCUUUUGCUAGUAAUAAUCUAAUGUGCAUUUGUUAGAUCGACCCGGUCAAAGCGAGUUAAACACCGUGUUCAUGAGUUUUGGAUCGAUGACGAGGUUUGCCCGCUUUAAUGUUUUUUACUUCUCUUUUUCCGUUUUUUUGUUGAGAAUGACAAUUGAACCCAGAUCCGAUGCUGAAGAGUUUUGUAUUGAGAGUGAGUUUUAUCUGCUUUUAUUAUUGACAUGUUUGGUCGAGUGUGAAUUCUUUAAAAACUUGGUUUAACCCAAUCAAAGCGAGUUGAACUCAACGUCGAGAGUAUUUGGUAGGGAGUGAGUUUUAUUUGCUUUAGUGUGUUUAUUUAUUUUUUCCCUUUGGUUGAGAAUGACAAUCGAACUCAAACCAAGGUAUCCAAUCUAAUUCAUCUGAUCAAAAUGACCUGAACUCAAUAUUUACAAGUUUUUGACCGGGAGUGAGUUUCAUUCGCUUUUUUAAUUGGCUUGUUGGGUCAAGUGAAUUUUGUUAAAAAAUUGGUUCAAUCCGAUCAAAGCGUGUUGAACCUGUUGUUGCCGAGUUUUGGCUCGUAAGCGAGUUUCAUCCGCUUUAGUGUUCGUUAAUUUUUCCCCUUUUGAUUGAGAAUGCUAAUUGAAUCUAAAUUCAUGGGUAUUCAACCUAAUUCGGCCCGUUCAACACGAGUUGAACCUCCUCAAACUUGUGAUCGGCCCUGAAAUUCUAUAAAAAAAGAGAAUCAAGAUUAACUUAAUAAAAAGGGUUAAUACCUUAGUUUGGCCCGAAGUUUAGCGUAAGUGACAGUUUUGGCCUCAUUUUUCAAAUAAGACAUUUAUGGCCUACUUUUGAAACUAUUAGCCAAAUUUGGCCCAAAAUUUUCUUUGACCGUUAAUAUUGACGGUAAAAACUAUUCCGUUAGUGACUAAGCAAAAAACCACUGAUGUGACAUGCCAUGUCAUUAAAUAGUAUUAUUUUAAUUUUAUAGUUCAAUUGAAAUAAAAAUUAUCAAAUUAAAAAAAUCUCUUAUUAUCACAAAAUUCCCAAAUGGAGGAGACCAACAAAAAAAAAAUUCCCAAAUGGAGGCAGGCGCUUCCAAAAACUAAGCAAAGGAAAAAAUUUAUGUAAUUAAUGUUCCAAAAUAAUCUCCAUGAUUCGUUCCCCGCAUUCCAAAUUUCCAAUUUCUUUUUGUCACCAGUGGAUUCCUUUUCAAUCCCCGACAGCAGGCACCGACCGGACCAAAUGUUUUAGUCUCGGCGUCGACCCCAGUAUAAAUCGAUUUCAAUGUUUUAGAAAUAUAUAUACAUACAGAUAACUGUCGUCGAAUGUUUUUUUAUUUAUUUUAGUGUUUGAAUUUGGGGAUUUUGGGAUAAUAAGUGAAAAUUUCAUAAUUUUUUAAUUUAAUUGAAUUAUAAAAUUAAAAUAAUAUUAUUUAAUGAGGUGGCAUGCCACAUCAAUGUUUUUUUUUUUCUUAGUCACUAACGGAAUAGUGUUUGACCGUCAAUAUUAACGGUCAAAGAAAAUUUUGGGUCAAAUUUGUCCAGUAGAUUCAAAAGUAGACCAUAAAUGUCUUAUUUGAAA
This is a messenger RNA of Linum trigynum, 5945 nucleotides long. The record is from the annotation of a GenBank genome assembly. NCBI's taxonomy places the organism in Eukaryota, Viridiplantae, Streptophyta, Magnoliopsida, Malpighiales, Linaceae.